AUGACCAUCAGAAAUGGAGGACUACAUAAUGGAGUUGCGGUUGAUAGCUCGGGCCGAGCUUCGGUCUUUUUCAGGUGUAAACUAGAGGGAGCCGCUGAUGUGACUCUAAGUAUAGAUGGGGAUCUACAUUUCUACCGCGAAUGCCAUUUUUAUGGUAAAAAGAAUUUGGUUGUGGGAUUGGCUCGUGCAUUCUUCCAGAAAUGCCAGUUUUACCUUGAGAAAUCACAUCCACAAGGAAAGAUUGUGUUCUUCAGUCAAUCUUCUCAUAUUUCAGCAUACAAAUUUGGCUUCGUAUUUCACCUUUGUGAAUUUUACGUCGUCAAUACAUCAGAAACAGAAGUAGAAACAGCUUUCAUAGGGAGUUCGUUUGGAAAUUAUACAUUUUACGUAAUUAUGGAGUCAUACUUGGAUCCAACUGUAACUGGAUACUUCCUUGGUACUCCCCCGAACGUUACCUACUAUGCCACUUUUCGCAACGUAGGAUCCGGUGCAACAAAGGCGAAUGUACCACAAUUUGUCCAUGUACUCGGAAGUGUGGAGGCUGCUUCCCAUUAUUCCUUGAGACGGUUUCUACUCGGAGAUAAUUGGAUAACCAAAGCGGUUGACUACGAUUUAGAUAUAGUGGAGUGA
Molecule: messenger RNA, 630 nt
Organism: Erythranthe guttata (spotted monkey flower)
Lineage: Eukaryota; Viridiplantae; Streptophyta; Magnoliopsida; Lamiales; Phrymaceae
Source: RefSeq, a predicted model, not a curated record